Messenger RNA from Sparassis crispa, 423 nucleotides. RefSeq lists its product as hypothetical. The record is from RefSeq and is a predicted model, not a curated record. The coding region runs from base 1 to 423 and encodes 140 amino acids. The transcript is spliced from 4 exons. Lineage: Eukaryota; Fungi; Basidiomycota; Agaricomycetes; Polyporales; Sparassidaceae.
AUGGGUGCCUUGGUGCCGGGUUUGCAGAUCAGCGUCGCUGCCGCGCCGUCGUUCAGGGUGCGUCAAAGAUCUCGUCAAGGGACGGUGUUCCAAGCGGACUGGCGGUACGAAUGGCGAUCAGUCGGCGAAACGGACGAGACUGAGUCCACGUGUGUUGCAAGAAUUCGUCCGUCCCGGAGUCCUUGGCUGCUUUCGUUCUCGACGUUGCCGUCCGAGUCAUUCCCGCUAGGCAUAUUCAGCGCUCAAAACCACCGCGAAGAGCGAAACGCAGACUUACCCCCUCUCGAAGUCUCCUUUAUCCUCGUGGACAUUAUAAGCCUUCGUUACGGUCCGCAUCUUCGCCCGAGGCACUGCACCAGUUCCCCGGUCGUCCAUACUAAAGACAACGAUAGAAUAGUGGACACGCAUCUCGUCGGCAACUGA